Castor canadensis (American beaver) is the source of this 4677-nucleotide messenger RNA. NCBI's taxonomy places the organism in Eukaryota, Metazoa, Chordata, Mammalia, Rodentia, Castoridae. The record is from RefSeq and is a predicted model, not a curated record.
CUUACAUUUAUCACAUUGGCAAAUAUUCCUGUAUGGUUAUCUGUUUAACCACGAGUUCCUUAGGGUUUUUGUUUUUUCCUUGUUUUCUAGGGUCUCCAGCCUCUAGCACAGUGCUUGGCUCAUAAUUGGUGUUCCAUACAUGUUUAUUGAAUGAAUGAAUGAAUGAUGGUGAAGAUGGCAUUCCAACUUAGAAUUCUCUGCUGUCAUUCUUUUUUGUGUUUGUUUUAACAGAAACUAAUAGCCUAGCUCGGUGUCCGCAGCUUGAAGCUGGACUGAGUCCUAGAGAGAGGUUUUUGGGAGCCAUCUGAGCAGUGAAACUUCAAAAAGGACAUACUAGAUUCAGUUAGAAAUGUUAAGAUUGCCCAAAAAAGGAAUACCUAGAUUUGAUCAAGUUCAAGAUGAAGAAACCUACCUGGAAAAUUUAGCAAUACAGAGAAAUGCUUCUGCUUUUUUUGAAAAAUAUGAUCGGAGUGAAGUGCAAGAAUUACUAACUACAGCAGUAGUUAGCUGGUUAUCUUCCAAGGAAGACAUUCGCUCUCAGCCAGACAUUCCAUGUGGACUUAUGAGUCAAAUGAAUAAUGUAGGCUUCUCCACUGCGAUUCUACUGACUCCUGUAGACCCUUCUGCCCUCUUAGAUUACAGAGAAGUCCAUCAGAUCAUCAGGGAAUUGGCUGUCGGAAUUUAUUGCUUAAACCAAAUCCCUUCAAUUAGUUUAGAAGCUAAUUAUGAUCAGAGCUCUUCCUGCCAACUACCUCCAGCUUAUUACGAUACCAGAAUUGGGCAAAUUCUAAUCAACAUUGACUACAUGUUGAAAGCACUAUGGCAUGGAAUAUACAUGCCCAAAGAGAAACGAGCCAGAUUCUCUGAACUCUGGCGCACCAUCAUGGACAUCGAUCCAGAUGGGAAGCCUCAAACAAGUAAAGAUAUUUUUGCAGAGUUUAGUUCAGCAGGUUUAGUUGAUAUUACAAAGGAUCCAGACUUUAGUGGAAUUUAUGAUGAAGACAUGAAUGAAGAUCCAACUUAUGAUCCUAAUAGCCCUGAAGAAAAAGCUGUGUUUAUGAAAUAUGCUGAAAACAUUUUGCUAAAGUUGACGUUCAGUACCACGCAAGUUCAACAGUGUGAAAAUGUCUUCAUAUUUGAAACAGCCUACUGGUUAACUAAUGCUAUAAAGUAUGCUCAGGAUUAUCUUGAUAUUUGUACCUACCAGAGACUGCAGCAAAGAUUGUAUCUUCAAAAGAAGAUUAUUCAAAAACACUUUGAGAAAAAAAAAAUAAUCAGAAGAGGGAUUGGCUAUCUAAAGUUAAUAUGUUUUCUGAUUCCAUUUUUGCUGAGUUUAAAAAGGAAGAUGAAGGUUCCAUUGUUAAAUAGUCUACUUCAGCCCUUUUCAGAUGACAAGGUCAAGACAGAGCGAGAACUCCCUCCAUUUAUUUAUGGACGAGACUUUAAAUGCCAGAAUUUUCACUACAAAGAGAAUCAAUAUUUUCAUGUUCAUGGAGGAAUUGAAUUUGAUAUCAGCACACCUCCAAUUGAGAAUGCUUUGGAAGAUUUUAAGAACAAUAUAGAAAAAAUACGACAUUGUGCUACUAAUACAUUUUCAGACGAUUCAGGAUACAAAGAAUAUUACUCAAUACCAGUCAUGGAAUUUCAUGGAAAAAGCUACUAUGUGAUCUAUUUUGAACUUGAAGCUUUCUAUCAACAACUAUAUAAAACACAAUGGUGGGGAACCAUAAAUGAAAUAGUGAACAAUCUGAGACUGAAAAGACUUCCACUGACAGAAGCUCAAUUACAUGAACAAUUUAAGAAAAAAUUUGGUUUCAAAAAAGCUAUGAAAUGCAAGAGUAUCCCCUUUGGUAUGAAGUCUGCUGUUGAAAGAGGCUUAUCUGCUGUGUUCCAUACGUUUAGCCGUAAAACCUCGAGCUCAACAAUCAAUGUCUCCGAUGAAGCAGGUUAUACUAUUUUCCACCAUGCUGCUCUACACAAUAGAGUUUCUAUUAUAUGUCAACUGUGCAAUGCUAACUUCAAUGUCAACCAGAGGCGCUUCAUUAUGUUCAGCCAAGGUCCAACCCCUCUGCACUUGGCUGCACAGGCUUGCUCAUUAGAAACAACCAUCUGUCUACUCUGUUUCAAAGCUGAUCACACACUUUCUGAAAAAAGAGGCUGGAUGCCAAUUCACUUUGCAGCUUUUUAUGACAAUAUAUGCAUCAUCAUUGCUCUCUGUAGAAAGGAUCCAAGUUUGCUAGAGGCUGAGGCAACAACUGAGAAUCAGUGUACACCACUGUUACUUGCUGCGACUUCAGGAGCACUAGAUACUAUUCAGUACCUGCUUUCUCUUGGUGCUAACUGGAGAAAAACAGAUACCAAAGGAAAUAAUAUAAUUCAUUUAUCAGUGCUAACUUUUCACACAGAGGUACUCAAGCAUAUAAUAGAGUUAAAUAUUCCUGAACUCCCAGUUUGGAAAACUUUGGUAGAAAUGUUGCAGUGUGAAAGCUUUAAACGAAGGAUGAUGGCUGUCAUGUCCCUAGAAGUAAUUUGCUUAGCAAAGGAUCAAUACUGGAAAUGUAUUUUGGAUGCAGGCACAAUUCCUGCCUUAAUCAAUCUAUUAAAAUGUCCAAAAAUAAAAUUGCAGUGCAAAACUGUUGGGUUAUUGAGUAAUAUCUCAACCCAUGUAAGUGUGGUGCAUGCUUUGGUAGAAGCGGGAGGCAUUCCAGCUUUGAUCAACCUUCUGGCUUCUGAGGAACCCGAGCUGCACUCUCGCUGUGCUGUCAUUCUGUAUGAUAUUGCUCAGUGUGAAAACAAGGAUGUCAUUGCCAAAUAUGAUGGAAUUCCAGCUCUAAUAAAUCUCUUAAAGUUAAACAUAGAACAUGUACUUGUAAAUGUAAUGAACUGUAUACGGGUGUUAUGCAUAAGGAAUGAAAAUAAUCAAAAGGCAAUGAAAGACCACAAGGGCAUCCAGUACCUUAUCAGAUUUCUGAGUUCUGAUUCUGAUGUAUUGAAGGCUGUGUCUUCUGCUACAAUUGCUGAGGUUGCACGUGACAAUAAGGAAGUUCAGGAUGCUGUCGCUAUGGAGGGAGCGAUCCCUCCCCUGGUCGCUCUCUUUAAGGGGAGACAACUUAGUGUACAAGUGAAAGGUGCAGCGGCUGUGGAAUCAUUGGCGAGUUACAAUCCUCUUAUACAGAAGGCAUUUCUGGAACGAAGACUAACGAAAUAUCUUCUAAAACUCCUGAAGGCAUUUCAAAUAGAUGUUAAGGAACAAGGAGCCAUAGCACUUUGGGCCUUGGCAGGACAAACACUGAAACAACAAAAGUAUAUGGCAGAGCAGAUCGGAUACAACUUUAUAAUACAUAUGCUUUUGUCACCAUCAGCUAAAAUGCAGUACGUGGGAGGUGAAGCAGUCAUAGCUCUAAGUAAGGACAGCAGGCUGCAUCAAAAUCAGAUCUGUGAAGGGAAUGGAAUUGCUCCUCUCGUUCGCUUGCUGAGAGUUAGUAAGAUUGCUGAAGGCACACUUCUCAGUGUCAUCAGAGCAGUGGGAUCCAUCUGUAUUGGUGUAGCCCAUACCUGCAAUCCCAUUAGUCAACAAUUUGUUGUAGAAGAAAAUGCCUUUCCAGUACUUAUCCAUCUACUAAGAAAUCACCCUUCACCUAACAUUAAGGUUGAAGUGGCAUUUUCCUUGGCAUGCAUUGUCCUAGGGAAUGAAACCUUGCAGAAUGAAUUACAAGAGACUGAAGGAUUUAAAUAUUCUGAUGUCCUUUAUCUCCUUCACUCAACAGAUAAGGAAAUUUGCUUAAGAGCAGGAUAUGCAUUAACUCUUUUUGCCUUCAAUAAUCGCUUUCAACAAUACUUAAUACUAGAAAGUGGAAUGAUGACCAUAUCUAUUUUUGAACCUUUUCUUAAAUCAAUAAUUGAAACUGAGAAGGCAAUGGCAGCAUUUCAGGUUAUUGUAUUAGCUAAAGUCAUUAUAGAUGUGGACCAUAUUACUCUGUCUGCAAGAGGUGUUACUAUUUUAGUUGAUAGUCUGUAUUCAGUUCAGACCUCUACUCUUGCCUUGACAGGUAAUUUAAUAGCUAGCCUGUCUCAUUCUAGAGCUGGUAUUCCAGAAGCAUUUAUCACAUUAGGAACAAUCCAGCGACUCUGCUACCACUUGUACUCAGGAAGAGAAGAGGUUCGAACAGCUUGUUCAUGUGCUCUUGGCUACUUAACUUACAAUGCAAAUGCUUUCCGCAUGCUGUUAAAUGAAUGUAGGAAUAAACCUAAUCAGUUCCUUCGUAUAAUAAAUAAUAUCAACAGAGAUGCAAAGAUUAACCCAGCGUUUUUAAAGGCAUUUCAAAUGCAACAACUCGUGGGGCUUCCUUCUUUAAGUCUAGAGAAGAAUGGAGGACCAUCCAUACAUCCAAUCUUUAAAAAAGGGAAAGAGCACCGAAGAAAAGCAAAACCUAAAAUUCAACCAAGAGAUUCUUUGACUUUACUAUCUCCUGUAACAAACUUUAUGGGACUCUUUAAAACAACAAAAAAGACCAAUGUUUCCCAUAAUAUUUUUUCUUUUUCAUCUGGCGUUUCACCAGAUAUCAUAAAUGUGUCAAGACCAAGAAUAGUGUGUUUGAGCAAUCUUGGGAAACAUGAACUUAAAGCCAAUCCAGAGCCAGCUGAAAGCUAAUAAAAAGGCAUUUUGGAAUGAAAGGA